Messenger RNA from Pleuronectes platessa (European plaice), 10131 nucleotides. RefSeq names its product receptor tyrosine-protein kinase erbB-4. The record is from RefSeq and is a predicted model, not a curated record. Bases 816 to 4790 code for a protein of 1324 amino acids. Gene Ontology annotation, molecular function: transmembrane receptor protein tyrosine kinase activity; ATP binding; epidermal growth factor receptor binding. The transcript is spliced from 28 exons. NCBI's taxonomy places the organism in Eukaryota, Metazoa, Chordata, Actinopteri, Pleuronectiformes, Pleuronectidae. Gene Ontology annotation, cellular component: signaling receptor complex; basal plasma membrane. Gene Ontology annotation, biological process: protein phosphorylation; positive regulation of cell population proliferation; positive regulation of kinase activity.
CCCAGCAGUCCCUCCAUGUUACUUGAAGUAUCUGACAUCCCCUCCUACUGAAACGCUUCCAUCAUCUUCAAACUGUGCGAUCACAAAGGCGCCUGUUGCCGAGUUCGUCUUUGUUCAUUCCUUCAUCUGAAAGAAGCUUCAUCCGCUCUGGCUCGCCUCCAGCCUUUUGAAUUUGACAGCGGCCUGACUGACACUUGUCAUGGGCUGUUGAGAUAAGAACGCUAAUACACGUCUAUAUACAUAUGCACAAGACGCUGUUGUUCUAUUUUUUUAAUUUUCUAACUGCACCGUAAAUUUACCCUAAUAAUUGCAGAGCUCUGUAUUGUGUCUGUGUGAUGGUACGUUUCUCUUGUUCACGUGUAUUUGCAUGAGAGUGUACAAAGAAUCCUUGAUUAAUAGUUCAGCUGCCACAGCUUGGAUUUGACAGGAGAAGUCGCCCGCAGCCAUCAAACAUGAUGCAUGUUGGUGUGAUGCAAACGGGAGAUAACCCCCAACAGGGAGGUGGACAAGGGCAGUGACACUAAUUUAUCCAUUUGACUGAACUCCCUGUAAUACAAAAGCUCGGGGGUGUGGCGGGAUUGUCUCCCACAGAUUACCAUGCACUGCUUCCUUUUUUUUCUGCAGGGUGGAGGAGUAUCUGCACAAUGAUGUUAGAAAGUGAGAACUUUUUCUUUUUCCCAAGGCACUGACAUGAAGCUGCAUCUCACAGGAAACAGAGAGUGUGCACUGGUACGGAGAACAAGCUGAGCACACUGUCGGACCUGGAGCAGCAGUACCGCACCCUGAGGAAAUACUACGAGAACUGUGAAGUGGUCAUGGGCAACCUCGAGAUCACGAGCAUCGACCGCAGCCGGGACCUCACCUUCCUCAGGUCCAUCCGAGAAGUGACCGGCUACGUGUUGGUGGCCCUGAACCAGUUUGACUACCUUCCUUUAGAGAAUUUGAGGAUCAUCCGAGGAACCAAGCUGUACGAGGACCGCUACUCCCUGGCCAUCUUCCUCAACUACAGACGUGAUGGAAACUUUGGUCUGCGCCAGUUGGGUCUUAAGAACCUCACAGAGAUCCUUACUGGCAGUGUGUAUGUCGACCAGAACAAGUUCCUGUGUCACGCCGACACAAUCCACUGGCAGGACAUUGUCAGAAACCCAGGGACCCACCCCGUGGUGGUGCCCACCAACAGCAGUGUCACAUGUCAAAAGUGCAAUCGUUCCUGUAAUGGUCGAUGCUGGGGACCCAAGGAGGACCAGUGUCAAACCUUAACAAAGACAGUGUGUGCGGAGCAGUGUGAUGACCGCUGCUUCGGUCCCUAUGUUAGUGAUUGCUGCCAUCGUGAGUGUGCAGGUGGCUGCUAUGGACCAAAGGACACAGACUGCUUUGCCUGCACCAACUUCAAUGACAGCGGGGCCUGUGUGACCCAGUGCCCCCAGCCAUUUGUCUACAACCCCACCACCUUCCAGCUGGAACACAACCCCAGGGCCAGGUACACCUAUGGAGCCUUCUGCGUCAAGAAGUGUCCACAUAACUAUGUGGUGGACCAUAGCUCCUGCGUCAGAGCGUGCCCCAGCAACAAGAUGGAGGUCGAGGAGAACCGCAUCAAGAUGUGCAUUCCUUGCACUGACAUCUGCCCAAAAGCGUGCGACGGCAUCGGUACCGCCAGCCUCCAGGAUGUUCAGACUGUGGACUCCAACAACAUUGACAAGUUUGUCAAUUGCACCAAAAUCAAUGGCAACCUGGUUUUCCUCAUUACUGGAAUCAAAGGGGACGCCUACCACAAGAUUGAGGCUUUAGACCCAGAAAAGCUCAGCGUGUUCCGCACAGUUCGAGAGAUCACAGGCUAUGUGAACAUCCAGUCGUGGCCCGACAACAUGACAGACUUGAGUGUUUUCUCCAACCUGGCAACCAUUGGGGGAAGAGCGCUGUACAGUGGAAUCUCCCUGCUGGUGUUGAAGCAGCAGGGCAUCUCGUCACUGCAGCUGCAGUCUCUCAGAGAGAUCAGCGCCGGGAACGUCCACAUCGCAGAGAACAGCCAGCUCUGCUACUACAACACCGUCAACUGGACCCGACUGUUUCGUGCUGGAAACCAGAAGGUGCUGGUCCGCAACAACCGCAGCCCGAAGGAGUGCACCAGGCAGCACAUGGUGUGUGACCCGCUGUGUUCAGACGCAGGAUGCUGGGGCCCCAGCCCGGACCAGUGCCUCUCCUGCAGACACUUCAGCCGUGGACGAACCUGUGUGGAGAUUUGCAACCUUUACGAAGGGGAUAUUCGAGAGUACGCUAACGGGUCCCUGUGCGUGGAUUGUGAUGCCCAGUGCGAGAGGGCUGACGAUGACUCUCUGACCUGCCACGGUCCGGGCCCAGAGCAUUGUGUGAAAUGCCUUCAUUUCAAGGAUGGUCCAAACUGUGUGGACAAGUGUCCUGACGGUCUGCAAGGGGCCAACAGCAUUUACAUCUUCAAGUACGCUGAAGCCAACAACGAAUGUCAUCCCUGCCACACCAACUGCACGCAGGGGUGCAUUGGACCAAGACUGCAAGACUGUAUUGGCUGGAUGGACAGAACCCCUCUGAUCGCAGCGGGGGUGAUCGGCGGCCUCUUCAUGGUGGUGAUCCUGGUGCUGAGCGUAGCCGUGUCUCUGCGCCGGAAGAACAUCAAGAAGAAGAGAGCGCUCCGUCGCUUCCUGGAAACAGAGCUGGUGGAACCUUUAACACCGAGUGGGGCAGCACCCAACCAGGCCCAGCUUCGCAUCCUGAAAGAGACGGAACUCAAAAGGGUCAAGAUUCUCGGCUCUGGGGCCUUCGGGACUGUUUACAAGGGUAUUUGGGUUCCUGAGGGUGAAACGGUGAAGAUCCCAGUGGCCAUAAAAAUCCUAAAUGAGGCCACCGGACCCAAGGCUAACGUGGAGUUCAUGGAUGAGGCCCUGAUCAUGGCCAGCAUGGAGCACCCCCACCUGGUCCGCCUGCUGGGCGUCUGCCUGAGUCCCACCAUCCAGCUGGUCACGCAACUGAUGCCUCACGGGUGCCUGCUCGACUACGUCCUCGAGCACAAGGACAACAUUGGAUCCCAGCUGCUGCUCAAUUGGUGUGUCCAGAUUGCCAAGGGGAUGAUGUAUCUGGAGGAGCGUCGGCUGGUCCACAGGGAUCUCGCAGCCCGCAAUGUCCUGGUCAAAUCUCCCAACCACAUCAAGAUCACGGACUUCGGCCUUACUCGGCUGCUGGAUGUUAAUGAGAAGGAAUACAACGCUGAUGGAGGAAAGAUGCCCAUCAAGUGGAUGGCCUUGGAGUGUAUCCAUUACAGGAAGUUUACUCAUCAGAGUGACGUCUGGAGUUACGGGGUAACCAUGUGGGAGCUGAUGACCUUUGGAGGAAAGCCGUAUGAUGGGAUUUCCCCCCGAGACAUUCCAGACCUGCUGGAGAAAGGAGAACGUCUUCCACAGCCGCCCAUCUGCACCAUCGACGUCUACAUGGUCAUGGUCAAAUGCUGGAUGAUUGAUGCAGACAGUCGACCCAAGUUCAAGGAGCUGGCGGCAGAGUUCACUCGAAUGGCGCGUGAUCCCCAGAGAUACCUUGUCAUCCAGGGCGACGACCGCAUGAAGCUGCCCAGCCCCAACGACAGCAAGUUCUUCCAGAGCCUCCUGGACGAGGAGGAGCUGGAGGACCUGAUGGACGCUGACGAGUACCUGGUGCCCCACUCCUUCAACAUUCCUCCCCUGGCGUACACUCCGCGCCCGCGCAUGGACUCCGUCAAGAACCAGUUUAGCUACCAGGACCCAAGUUUCAGCAUGGAGGACAUGAUGGCCACCCUCCCAAGAGUGGUCUCUGUUCCGGCCGUGUCAGGGAGCUGCCUCCCUCCACAGGACUUGGCCUCGGGGGGACAAAUUGGCGGCGGAUUUGUCCGACUCAACCAGGACGACCCUCGCUGCAAUGGCACCCUGAGGAAGCAGGCGUCCCCGAGGUCGCACACCCUCGGGCCCAGCUCGGGUCUCACUGCAGGACAUGCUGGAGGCGAGGACAGCAGCGGACAGCGUUACAGUGCCGAUCCAACUGGUCUCUCAGCAGAACGAGGGACAAAAGGAGAAAAGGACCAGGAUGGAUACAUGACUGCCAUGAGAGACAAGAGCAACUCAGACUAUCUCAACCCUAUCGAGGAAAACCCCUUCGUCACACGCCGGAGGAACGGAGACGCCCAUGCAGUGGUCGAUGGAGCAGGCUGCCACACCCUGCAUAUGGCUGGAGCUGCCGCUGGCCCCAAGAGCCAGUCCGCCCACAGCGAUGAGUACAUCAAUGAGCCGCUGUACCUGAAUACCCUCCUCAACCCCGGGGACAAGAACGGAUUGGCCGGCGCAGUCUCCGUCUCUGGGCCCGGCUUCUCCGCUGCCCAGUCAGUAUCGCAGACGGUCAACCCGUCGAUAUCGAGCCACACCGUCUCCUCCGCUGGAUAUGGGGUCCCUCCCGGCCACAUCCCCCACCCGUCAUACCCAUCACACACCCUGCAUCCGGGGCAUUCAGGACACGCCCUGCACUCAGGCAUCACCAGCGGCACCAUCAUGCUUGAUAAGAAAGGCAAGAAGGCCACUUUUGACAAUCCCGAAUACUGGCAGCACAGUCUCCCCCCGAAAUCCACCCUGCACAACCCAGAGUACCUGCAGGACUGCAGCACGCGCUUUUUCUACCGGCAGAACGGACGCAUUCGCCCCGCUGUGGCUGAGAACCAGGAAUACUUGUCCGAGGCUGCUAUGAAAGCCGGCAACGUGCUGCCGCCCCCUCCGUACAGACAGAGGAACACUGUAGUGUAGUGACCCCGCGCUGUCGUACAAUGGAGGCAUGAACAGAGGGUUAAGAAAGGAGAUAAAUGGACUGUGAACGGUCCUUUGGUUUCCUCAAAGCACUUGUCAACCUGGGCUUUCCUUGCACCCUCCCCCGAACACUUCUCCGUGUUAUAUCUGAUUGCAAGUCUUUUAUUCUCACUCUAUGGUUCGGCCUUUUCUUGACAGGAACACAAUAACAGUCAUCGACGGCCCCACUCGACACUCAGACUAUAUUUUUGAACCUCAUCCUCGUCCCCUAGAGCAAGCAGACAGCUCUCCCCGAGGUGGGUUCUGUUCUGGCGCGAGCUGUCCCGGCAUUUUGAAUAAACGUGAGGCACAGAAACAACACAAUCAAAGGUUGGAAUUAGAUGCAUGACAGAAGGAGGAAGGAGAAACAAACAGAGGAUAGCCCAAAGAGGAUUAUCGCCAUGAAUUUACAUGACUUAUGAUUAAUUUUUGUUUACGUGCCAACAAAUUACCAUUCCCCAUUUCACCAUGUUCUUUUAACUCAUAUCCACAUAGCUAGAUAUACAUAUUGCAGUAUGCACACAUUGCUAUUGCAUGUGUGCAAUCUGUCAAAUGACACAUGCACUUGGAGUCAUGUCGUGACCUACCAGCAAAUCUUCAGUCACACUUCGGAGCCCAGAUGUUGCCUCCAUACCUGCGCUCAUGCUUCUUCGACUUUUUACAUGCUUUGCAUGUCACUGCAGCAGUAAUGGAUUUCAGACAUUCAUCACACACAGCUCAUAUCCAGCCUGCAACAUGUUAACAUGCCUGCAGCUUUCACACACCAGUAACAACCACACGUUAAUUCAUAUUUACGUAAAUACAUACACAGCAACAGAUAAAGCCUGUUGAAAUAUUCAGGAGAGGAGCGGCUCAGUUGACCUCGUGCGGGGGAGCGGCUGUCGGUAAUGGCAGUCGGCGUUGCGGUGCAGAAACAGCUCAACGGGAAAAAGUAAAUGUCGCCACAUUCUUAUGGAAAGCUGUGAUAUUCACCCGGUGCUUGGUGGAAAGCAUUCAGCAGAUUACUGGCACGGCUGGGGAGGGAUUGUAAAGGUUGAUCGCUCAGAGGAUGACCCACAGCUUCCCCGACCCUGAGAUCCCUCCGGUUCUCCUUCACCGACAACGAGCCUACAAACCGGACCAGCUCACAAAUGCCUCCGUGGUAAGAUCAUUGUAAGCAGCAUCGUGACUGACAUGACUUUAUAGUUACUGCAGCACUUGGAUUUAUGCUUCAAUGGAACUGGUAAUGGAGGAACGGUUUCUAACUGGACAAGGAGCAGGAUUGUGAAGAACGUUCAAACAGGCCCAGAGAGAGAGAUUCAGGAGGAGCAGAGGAUGCUUGGUGUUUGUGUGUCUUUUUUUCUCUUUUCUUUUUAGACAUCAGGGAUCUGUUUACUUUGUCACUUAGUCUUAUGGUGGAUGUGAAUAAUGAAGUGCAGGAGAAACAGCACAGACACCCAGACAGAGCACAGUGGAGAUGGCAGAGAGACCAACCCUGCAGAGCUGUAAAUACAUCCAUUACCAGUCAGACGCAGUCCACAAUCUGGGGAGCGAGCUGUGUCGGGAAAAUAUAUUUAAGGAGACGAAAUGAUGAGGCUAAGAGUUUUUCUUUUAUUUCCCCGCUCUGUGUUCAUACUCUUGUACGUCACAGAAACAGAAUGUUAUCUUAGACCACACGAGGCGACUACAGGACCUCGAUCUGUCUCUGAAGGUUCAGGUAGUUCACGAGCGUCAUAACUGUCUUGCAAAGGCUUCAUACAAAUUUUGUCCCUGGAACACUUUGAAAAUUGAAAUUGAAAAAUGUGAUUGUGAUCGCUGAUUCCACUGAUGGCUAUAAUUUGCUGUACUCAUACAAAACUGCCAGGAGACCCAGUGAGCUCUGAUGGAAACGUCACCGCCUGAUCAGGGCCGGAUUUAGAUCAGUUGAUAGAACUUGAUGCUCUGGCACAGCCAAAUGACUUUGCUGUCAUCCAUGCUCUUAAUUUAUUUCACCAUGCUGCACUUAUGAUUUGCAAUGGUUUCAUUGAGUUCUCACGUCAUCUUGUUUGUUAGGCAUUUUACCAUGAAAGGGCAUUUCCAUACCCUCUAAUGAAAAUCAUAUUAGUAUUGACUGGACCACAUGACGAUAGAACACUGUAACGGGGUAGAAAGUGAAGUUUUCAAUACCGUUAAAGACAAGUUAGAAAUCCAUUGAACAAUAGUGGUUUAGUGGACUAUUAUGGACAAUAUGCAUCAAUAUAUUGAUUUCCAGGCGUGUGAAAGGGCAGUCCAGUGAUUUAGAAUACAUUUUCAACAAGUCCCUUAUUUGUGUAGCACCACAAACACUGGAUCCUACAUUUCUAUUUGUGUCAAGCUAACAACCUGGUGCCGCUGCAGUGGAAACAACCAGGUAGAGGAGAGACUCGGACAGACGGCACCGACGACUCACUAUCCAAAACACAGAUGUUACCCUGGCACACUGCUUUCCAUCCCUCUCAGGUUUUAUGGGAAAUAAUAAUCAUCCAGCUGAGCUCCAGCUGAGGCACAAGUGGCCACAUCAUAAAGGGAUGUCAGACCAAUUCAAAUCAAAGGAUAAAGGGUGGGGGGGGGCUAGUUAGUGCCAUAAUACCGCAGUACAUGGGCUGAUGAAAUUUGCAAUUAUAAAAAAGUAAAAAAGUUGAAUUUUACAGGUGGCUGGGGCACAGGGUUUAAACAGGCAGUCCUCACAUCAGUUUCAAGUAUCACUCAAACAUUGACAUUGCUCUGUUACCGACCUCAUUUAGCUGUGCUGGAUCACACUUUGAAAGAUUUUGGUUUGAUUUAAGUUUUUACCUGAUUAAGCUUGCUCUUAUAAGUCAUUGAUGUAAAUCUGGGUAUCGAGUAUAUCCUCUGUGUUUAGAGUUGAAAUCCAGUUAUGUACUUUUGCCAUGACCCACGAGGGAUAAGUUGUAACACAUGUGCCCUUACUGUACUGGCUGUGUGUUUAAGUUCAAUGACAGCAGUGGAGAGUCACCGAAAGGGCUGCGUAAUGGAUCUCUGUGGGAAAAUAGAGCCAAUCUUCUGGAGGGGAAAACCUGCUGGCACAGUCAGCCGGCAGGCAUCACAAGAGGGCUUUUAGCUUUCUGAAUGCGAAUUCAUCCACUUUCACUUGUCCUGUGGGGAAAUCAUGUUCCCCAACAUCUCAGCCACUGCAGCGGCUGAGAAACCCCGAACGACAGGCAAUGGGCUGUAACACUGCGGCAAGUUUAAAACGGAGGUAUUAGCAUUCCAGAAAUGUUACCUGGCCAAUGCAUCAAUGUUACAAAAGCUAGCAGGGGAGAAUGUGCAAGUCCACUGUAACUGGCAGAGGAGACCAGAGCUGACUGCCGCUCUUUCUCUCUCUGUGGUCGGAGGUGACUGUGGAGUUGUGUGUAGCUAAAAACACUGUUCUGCAGCUGAAACACUGAAAAUCCUGAAAAGCAGCUAGGUUGGGAGCAAAGACCAGUACUUACCCAGAAGUUUUGUUGGUCUAAAACAUAAGUUAUGAUUUCACAUGAAAAUAUAUAGAGUUACUGUGUAAAAGCCUCAGUACAGAAGAUAUUUAAAUAGCACAAUAACUAUAAAUACUGACUCACACAGAAAAUCGGCCUUAUAGUAAAUGUUCUAUUUAUUUUUUUGCGUCUGCUUUUCUUCUUAUUUCAAGCAAAUGGGAUCAUAUAUAUUGUAAAUGCUGUGUAAAGUUUUUUUCUUAUUACUUUCCUCCCUGCUCUGAAGGGUCUCGAUGUAAAUUUUCCGAUAUGCAGUGUGAAGGUGUCAUCUUUCGUCUGUCACGUCUCGAAACACAUUGAAGCAGUUGCUUGCUGCUUUCGCAUUUAAGGGGCUGGAUGUUUGCCCCUCAGAGGAACUCAAGUCCAGGCUGAACCUUUCAUAUCGUUGCCAAAUGAGAAAAAGAUUUGCAAAGACCAAAACUGAAGCUCCUCAUCAACACCUUACGAUACUUUACAAUAUGGGACAGAUUUCACCUUUACUAACGUUACAGUACAAUUCAGAAGUAUCUACACCUUGCAAUGAAUUUUACAUCGGUUAGUAUGUAGGAUAUGAUUGUCAAAGGAUAAAGUCAAUACAUCAAGUCAAUUUUACGAGUUGACGUUGACCGCCUGACCAACUGACGACUGUAAAUGACAAACCUCUCGUGUUCCAUCACAGUAAAGGCAGACUUCUCUUUUAUUUUUUGUAUUGGUCUAUUUCUCUUCUUUCCAUUCUUUGCUUAUUAAUAUCACAAGGACGUGUUUUCACAGCAUAAACUCCAUCCAGCUGUUGUGUAAAUGCUCUUAUUGUGUCGGACGAACACAUGUUGCAUAUCAGAGAACUUCUACCCUCCAAGACAUAAUUUUGUUAAAUGCGCCAUCAAACCAAUCGCACAUAAAGCAGCUGACAAACACAUAUUCUACCAUUGUAAUGGAGUCAAACUGUGUAUGGCUGUCAUGUUCAGAUCUUACUGUUACUGAUGUGUAUAUUCUGCAUAAAAGUGAAAGGGAAAUGUGACAGUGGUUGAGUAAGCACAGUUCGCUAUGUAUGGAAUCGAUGGUAAAACUGUAAAAUGGAAACACUAAUUGUCUUUUAACCAAAUGACAAAGACAUUCAGAUAAUAGGCCGCUCAACAGUUUUACCAUUGUUAAAAUAAAUGAAAAUUAAUAAAUAAAAAAGCGGAUAGUAUUUUUCUAGGUAGGUUUAAAAAAAAAAAAAAAGUGGCCCGUGUGUCUGUAAAUAGAACAAUGAUGCUCCUUUUGUCCAGCUGAAGCAAUUAUUUUGUUCCUUUCCCUUCUUGCCUCAUUGUAUUUUGAGUGUCUACUGUAUUUUUUGUUACUUUUGGGGAUAUCUUUCCUGUAUGUAUAUAAAUAUAUACAGUAUAUAUAUAUAUACAUAUAUAUUCUGUAAAAUGUAAUUUGAGGAGUGAACUUUAAAAACGCUUGCAGGGUUUCUUGUCUACCCCCCCCCCCCCUUUCACACCACCAUUUUACCUGUGAUUGUGUGAUUGUGUUUUCAGCACAACUUGGUGGAUAGUGUGUUUUAAAUCCCUGCUCUUGUUCACUUUUAUAGGGAGUGAAUUUCUUAUUUUUCUCUCUUAUUUUUUCCACAGGGUGUGUUAUGACCACUCUACCCUCCAUGCUUGAUUCAUUAUUAUCCACCUCUUGAGAUUUUUUAAAGAUUUUGUACACUCUUCAGAAGCUGUCGCAAAAAUAAUAAAUAUACAAAUUUUAAUCAGUCUAAGAAGAAAAUGUAAUGCUGUGAUCCACCAGUACCAUUUUGUGAGGUUUGAGGACCUAUGGUACAUUUUUUUUUUUUGGGGGGGGGGGGGGGGGGG